This is a messenger RNA of Branchiostoma belcheri (Belcher's lancelet), 3608 nucleotides long. RefSeq names its product histone acetyltransferase KAT7-like. Lineage: Eukaryota; Metazoa; Chordata; Leptocardii; Amphioxiformes; Branchiostomatidae. The record is from RefSeq and is a predicted model, not a curated record. Gene Ontology annotation, cellular component: nucleus. The transcript is spliced from 14 exons. Gene Ontology annotation, molecular function: histone acetyltransferase activity; zinc ion binding. Bases 114 to 2603 code for a protein of 829 amino acids. Gene Ontology annotation, biological process: regulation of DNA-templated transcription.
UGACCCCGUAGUCUCGCGUUUUCGUGACGAGACCAGAAAUCAAAAACCGGAACUGACUGGACGCGACGAACACCGAGAAAAUAACGAAAUUUGGACGAUUUUGAGGCACAGUCAUGCCGAAGAGGAAGCGCCAGACCAGGAGCCAGAGCAGCUCGGAGUCAGACUUCACCACCGAGGACUCCGAUGCCUCCGUUGACGUGGAGUCUGACGACAACCCGGGCAGUCGGCGGGUCACCAGGGGCAGCGCCAAGAAGAUGAGUCAAGGUACCAAGCCUCGACAGAAGGGCUCUCCAACAAACCAAAAGCUUCAGACUGCUCGAAAGCUUUUCCAGCAGUCUAGGCUUGUCGGCACAACCACCAAGUCUUCAGCCAGGAAAUCCCCUGCUUUACCUGCACUGUCCCACACUAAAGGCAGCACCAGCCCUGCACGACGUAGGUCCAUCCAGCUAAAGCUAUCCCCCUCUAGCCUGCUCCUUAGACGGCCCAGCCCAGCUAAGGCAGCACCCACCCACCCCAGACACCCCCCUGGCAUACGGAGGUCCCUGCAUGCUGGUAGAGGUGGGGUGAAGCUCGUUAGAGGUAGAGGCUUGCAAACCACUCCGAAGAGAGGGCAGCCAGUGGUGAAUGGAGGACUCAGCCCAGGAAAAUCUGCAGCUAGAUCCCCCCAAAAUCUGCUCAAGAAACCGACAGGUAGAUCCCCAAGAUCUCCUAGAUCCCCUGCUGAUCUUCCCAAAAGAUCCAUUUCUGGAUCACCCAGGUCCCCAGCUUCUCUGCCCAGAAAAUCCCCAGGUCGACCCCACAAUAACUUGCUCAAGAAAUCCCCAGCUAAGUCCCCACGAUCCCCCAAGUAUCUGCUGAAGAAAUCCCAAGUUGGAUCGCCAAGAUCCCUAAAUGGUCUCCCGGGGAAAUCUGCAGCCAGGUCCCGGAGAUCCCUUCUUGCUUUGCCAAGGAGAUCCACAGCUAGAUCCCCCCGAGCCCCCGUGGGUCGCCCCGUGGGUCGGGGGCGGAAACCCAGACCUGUAUGUGCAAUAUCUCUCCCCGCAGGUGAUGGGGCGGAGCAGUCGGAGCGGCUGGAGGAGUACAGUACCCGCUCCCGGUCCUCCAUCCUCCACCCCAGCCAGCGCAGCACGGCCAACGCCUCCCCCACCAGGCACGCCGCCAAGGCCACCUCCUCCGAGUCGGAAUCAGAGGGGCUGGCGGAGGAGGCGGGCAGGAGGAAGGGGCUGAAGAGGACUGCCAAGGCCAUGAGUUACUACGGCUCUCCCCCCAAACGGCACAACCUGGGGGAGACAAGGUGCCCUAUGCCAGGAUGUGACUCCAUGGGUCACUUCACAGGGAAGUUUGAGACCCACUGGACUUUGUCUGGCUGCCCACUGUACCACAACCUGACUAAAGAGGAGUGCAAGGUUCGAGCCACGGACAGAGAAUCAAAACAGAAAGUUCGAGACAAAAUCAAGAAGGAGGUUAAAGACGAUGCCCACAUGGCUCUUAGAAACCCUAGUCCCACCAGAAGUCAGAAGGAGUACAAGGAGAAGGUGAAGGAACAACGGAAGGUCAAGCCAGUCAUCUCCGAGGAACAGAAGGAGAAGGCCAGACAACACAAGAAAACCCAUGAGAACAACCGAGAGCCGCUGUUAGAAGGGCUGACGUCACAGUAUGACCUGGAGCUGUUCAGAGAGGCCCAGGCCAGAGCUGCUGAGGACAUGGAGAAGAACGCGGUGUUCCAGGAGGCUGAAGUCCAGCAGGGCACGUUGUUUGAGGCUGGGCUGAAGACCAUCCAGUUUGGGCGGUUUGAACUGGACACCUGGUACUCAUCACCCUACCCGGAGGAGUACGCACGCCUGCCCAAACUCUACAUCUGCGAGUUCUGCCUCAAGUACAUGAAGAGUGCCACCAUACUCAGGAGACACAUGGCAAAGUGUGUGUGGAGACACCCCCCUGGGGAUGAGAUCUACAGAAAAGGUAGCAUCUCCGUGUUUGAAGUGGAUGGACAGAAGAACAAGAUCUACUGCCAGAACCUGUGUCUGCUUGCGAAGCUGUUUCUAGACCACAAGACACUGUAUUACGACGUGGAGCCCUUCCUGUUCUAUGUCAUGACAGAGGCAGACACCACGGGAUGUCAUGUUGUCGGAUACUUCUCCAAGGAGAAAAACUCCUUCCUGAACUACAAUGUCUCCUGCAUCCUGACCCUGCCGCAGUACAUGAGGCAAGGCUUCGGCAAGAUGCUCAUAGACUUCAGCUACCUCCUGACGCGGGUGGAGGAGAAGACAGGAUCACCAGAACGACCUCUGUCUGACCUUGGGCUGAUCAGCUACAGGAGUUACUGGAAGGGAGUUCUGCUGAAGUAUCUGCACGAGCACAAACAUGACAGGGAGAUCUCCAUCAAAGACUUGAGUACAGAGACUGGAGUGAACCCAUACGACAUUGUCAGCACCCUACAGGCCAUGAGCAUGCUCAAGUACUGGAAGGGCAAACACAUUGUACUGAAGAGACAGGACUUGAUUGAUGAGUAUCUAAAGAAGCAGGCGAGCAAGCCCCCAGAUCACAAGGCCAUCGACCCCAACUCCUUAAAGUGGACUCCUCCAGUCACUACCAAGAGAUGAGGGGGGCAGCUUCAGUAUAUUAAACCUCGUAGCACAGAAAACUUGAGUGUUAAACCAUGCGGUACAGAGCAGGACUCAGUGUAAUGGCUCACAACCAUGGGUACCUACACCAUAAAACUAUUGUGUGUUCUUUACUGUUACUUUUGGAGGACUGGGUAAAUGAAUGAAUUGCUCUUCAAGGAUCUCUUCCUGUAUAACUAUAGAUGCAUGACAAAAACAUAGGAAACAAAGACAAAACAAUAUAAUGAGACAAGAAAACGAGAGCUUCAGUAUAUGAAUAAAAGAAAAACUAAGGAAAUGAAGUUUACACCACCCAUAAUUUGCCAUCCUAUGUACCUAAUAUUGUAUUUCUAUUCCUGUUUUUAUUAUAACUGUGAGUUGACAGUUACCUGUUACUGUUUUACACGUGUUUGCCAUGCCUUUGUGUAAGGAGAACGGGAGUUCUCUUCUUCACAAGUUCCGAAGAAAGCCAAGCCCUCUAUUGUAAAUCCAACAGCCUCAGUGUGUAUAGACUAAGAUAUUACCUGUACAUUGAAUGUUGUGAUAUCCUAUUCACCUAGAUGGGUUUUAAGAAAUCUGUACAGAAACACUUGUCUAAAGGAGGAUUAAUGUCACAUGUUGCAGUGUAGGACCAAGUUAACCUUCUCUCUGCUGCCUCAGUCUGUAACCAACACAGUUUAUUACCAAAAGGCUUACACUUCAGGGAGAAGGUUAAGAUAGUUUACUUGUGUUGGAGAAUGUUUAUAGUGUAAACCGAUUGUGUGUUUGGAAAAGCAAUGCCUGGAAGUAGCCUGGUAGGCAGUACUGUUUGGUUUCAUUCUGCUACUCAGAGUCUUUCGAUUUCCUACAAAUACUAGUAACAGAAAGACCAGUAGCCAAAGUGUACUGGUAUCCAGGCUACUAGUACCUCUAUUAUACAUGAUUGCUUGUUGCUCCUAUCCUCAACUAGUCAUUGCAUCGGUCUGACACUAAAGGAAUAUUGACAUGGUUAAGAUAAAUAUAGUU